This is a messenger RNA of Sphaerodactylus townsendi, 1934 nucleotides long. RefSeq names its product tetraspanin 3 (gene TSPAN3). The transcript has 10 exons. Lineage: Eukaryota; Metazoa; Chordata; Lepidosauria; Squamata; Sphaerodactylidae. Gene Ontology annotation, cellular component: membrane. Bases 1 to 1131 code for a protein of 376 amino acids. Gene Ontology annotation, biological process: regulation of vascular endothelial growth factor signaling pathway; protein localization to plasma membrane; protein maturation. The record is from RefSeq and is a predicted model, not a curated record.
AUGGAGCGGCCCCCAUGCUGCGAUGUGCCGAACAUUACAGAGCUACUUAGCAGCCUCGGCAUCCCGAAAUCGCAGGCUCUUGGCUUCCAGCUGACGUUUCUGGCACCCGCAAAAUAUCAAACGCCACCGGAGAAUGACGAGAAGGCGUGCGAGGGAGAACGGGCCGAGCGUGUCAAAUUAAAGGACGCGGGUCCCUUGUCUCCCGAAGGAAUCGAUAGGCAGCCCGUGUACGACUGGGAGUUGUGUCUUUACUGCGGAGGGCCAGAUCAUCCAGCAGCCAACUGUCCCAAGAAACAAAAACUGCCCGCUCAAGCUCACGCGCCGCUCCAUCUGCCAAGCCUCCCCGCGGAUCAGGGGAACGCCUCCGGCGGGCUAAGAUCUAAAAGCGGUCAUCGAAGGCGUGACAGAGGAGGGCUGCAGCUGUUUGCCACUCUUCAGCCCCCCACAUGGACGUGGGCUGACUCUAAUGACGCGCAGGCGGCGGCGGGCAUUCUGUGCUACGUGGGCGCUUACGUCUUCAUCACGUACGAUGACUACGACCACUUCUUCGAGGACGUCUACACGCUCAUCCCUGCCGUGGUUAUCAUAGCUGUGGGGACGCUCCUCUUCAUCAUCGGUCUCAUCGGCUGCUGCGCCACGAUCCGAGAGAGUCGCUGUGGGCUCGCGACGGUGGUUCUGGGCUACAUCUACAGAGCGAAGGUGGAGGAUGAAGUCAAUCACAGCAUCACGAAAGUGUACGACGCAUAUAAUGGGACAAACCCAGAUGCUGCCAGCCGCGCCAUUGACUACGUGCAGAGACAGCUGCAUUGUUGUGGUAUCCACAACUACACAGACUGGAACACGACAAACUGGUUCAAAGAAAUGAAAAACAACAGCGUGCCCCUGAGCUGCUGCAAAGCCAGCGUUAGCAACUGCACGGGGAGCCUGGCUCAUCCCACAGACCUUUACGGCGAGGGGUGCGAGGCCCUGGUGGUAAAGAAGCUGCAGGAGAUCAUGAUGUACGUCAUUUGGGCAGCGCUGGGCUUUGCUGCCAUCCAGCUCUUAGGCAUGCUCUGUGCUUGCAUCGUCCUCUGCCGGAGGAGUCGGGACCCUGCUUACGAACUGCUCAUCACCGGAGGGACCUACGCGUAGAAGAAGCCGAAGAACCUGAAUUUCCUGUUCCCCUCCGCUUGGAAAAAAAAGGUGUUUCGAUUCGGCGCCGUCGAUUCGGUCAAGUGAGCCGGGAUGGCAAACGCGUACACUGGCGACAGGCGAAACCGAAGCCUUCCCUUCACCCCAGCCCUCCCCCCUAUUACUGUGGCCUCCCUCCCCCUCUGUAUAUUUCGAGUAACCAAAUAAACGCUAAUCUCGGAACCGUCGACAAAACGAGCAGCGUGACCCGAGAGAGGUAGAGUUUGCCGCUCAAGGCUGGCCAAUUGCCUCCGGACCCCGUCCGGGUUUUUAACCUUGCGUGCGGAAUCCUUCCGGUCUUCGCCGCGGGGAGCAAUCGGCCGGUCGUGUGAAGGAAGGUCGGCUGCGUUUUGAUUUUGCAAGGUUUCACCUGUCACUCCCCCCCAAAAAAAAUCUUGCCUGUCAGCAGUGUUUGUGUCUCCACAGAGCAUUAAGCGAAGCCCCAAACACCACAACGAAACUCCUACUAACCAAAAUUUUUAGAGUCGCACGAGCACAUCUCUUGACCUUUUUAAAAAACAAAAAACUUCGACCGAGCAGAUCUUCCGAAACCUCUUUGUUUUAAAGUACAGGCUGGCUUUUCAGGAGUAUAAUGUAUGCACUACUGUUCUAUAAUGAAUAUUUUCAUUUUUUUUUUCUAUGAGGAGCUGUUUUUUGUGUCGAGUGAACUGUUCUUCUAGAGUAGCGAAAACAGUACGUGAAGGUGAAUUGUGUAAAUAGAAGACCUGAUUAAAUAAAUCUUCUGUACAUCUCUCUCCAAACAA